Messenger RNA from Megachile rotundata (alfalfa leafcutting bee), 1464 nucleotides. RefSeq lists its product as uncharacterized. The record is from RefSeq and is a predicted model, not a curated record. NCBI's taxonomy places the organism in Eukaryota, Metazoa, Arthropoda, Insecta, Hymenoptera, Megachilidae.
AUGGUACCUGGUGACCAUAUGCGAAACAAAGGAACGAAAAAAGCUACGAUAAGUGACAGCAUAGUGAAUCACAGGAAACAUCUGGCACCCAUGAUACCCAGGGAAGAAUCCUUAUGCCCCACAUGCAGGAAGGAAGAGGAAACUUCCUUUCCUAAUUACGCGAUGAAGAUCUGGCAUCCUACAGGAAAUCAAUUCGUGGGCCUCCUUCUUUUAUCGUAUGGAAUCGAGAUUGACACGAUUAUGGAGUCUACAGCCUUUUGGAGCAAACAAGAGGAAACUGCAUUCGUGUUACAAUAUGGCGAUAUUCAUGGCAGUAAACAGGCCAAUGAAAUAAGAAGACUGACCACCAACACCUUAAAAUCGGCCAAAACACCUACUCCCAACCUGACCAAAUCCGAGCAGAAGGCACUACAGGACAUCAGGAAACGCAAAGAUAUCCUUAUCCUCCCAGCUGACAAAGGUAAUAUGACGGUCAUCAUGGACAGAAACGAAUACGACAGUAAACAAAGUCCCCCAUACUCGGUUGAAAGAACCACUACUACCCUUAUAAAAAAUGCCAAACUUCCUGACCACAUCACAAAAGCCAUCCUGCCCAAGGAAUCAAAUGCACCCAGACUCUACGGACUACUUAAAAUCCAUAAACCCAACAUUCCACUGAGACCCAUAGUCAGCACCAUUGGUUCUCCCACAUACACACUUUCAAAGUACCUUACAUCUGUUCUCAAACCCCUUACCGGCAACACACCCAGCUCCAUAACUAACUCAUUCCACUUUAUAAGUAAGAUUCAGGAUAUCCGAACCCUGCCCCAUGACAUACUUGUCAGUUUCGACGUGCAGUCCCUCUUCACUAAUGUCCCCAUCAAAAGAAGUAUCGAAAUCAUCCAGGACAAAGUCCCUGAAAACCUAGUUCCUCUAAUCCAACACUGCCUCAACACCAAUUAUUUCAUCUUCCAGGAUACAUACUAUGAACAGGUGUCCGGAGCAGCAAUGGGAUCUCCCAUCUCUCCCGUGGUUGCUGACAUCUACAUGGAGUACUUAGAGAAUUACAUUCUUAAUAACGCGCCACUAAAACCAUCUCAGUGGUUCAGGUAUGUGGAUGAUACCUUUGUAGUUUGGAGCCAUGGAAGAGAAAAACUUGGCGAAUUCCUUGAUUACAUAAAUUCCUUGGAUCCCAACAUACAGUUCACUAUGGAAAUAGAAAACCCGGACCGUUCACUACCUUUCCUCGACACCCUAAUUACUAGAAAAGCAGACGGAACCCUUGGACAUAAGGUUUACAGAAAACCUACCCAUACCAACAGAUACGUACAUGCUACAUCCCACCACCACCCUUCCAAAAAGAAUUCCGUAAUCACAUCUCUCAUCCACAGAGCAACCUGCAUUAGCGAAAAAGAGAACCUGGCCAAUGAACUGGAACACAUUAGGUCUACGCUACAACAAAACGGUUACUCCAGACAGAAUUAA